Molecule: messenger RNA, 807 nt
Organism: Iphiclides podalirius (scarce swallowtail)
Lineage: Eukaryota; Metazoa; Arthropoda; Insecta; Lepidoptera; Papilionidae
Source: the annotation of a GenBank genome assembly
AUGCACAUAGUCGCCUUAAAUCAACCGUUCAGGAAUCUAAACAAACCGGAAGACAAUAAAUACGCUCGACAAGCUAGAAGAAGACUCUUCUCAGACGUGACCAUGAAUCCACUGUUCUCCUUCGAGCUGCUGUUCUUCGCGGUGUUCGGUCAGACCACCACUGAGCAGACGAGGGUGCACCGAAACGACACAAACAUCCAGCCGGCAUGGACGAAUUAUCUGUUCAAAAUUGUGUUCGGAAUUUACAUGCUGGUAUCGGUGGUGGUACUAAUUAAUCUCCUGAUUGCUAUGAUGUCAGACACAUAUCAGAGAAUACAGGCUCAAUCCGAUAUAGAGUGGAAGUACGGUUUAUCAAAGCUUAUUCGCAACAUGCAUCGGACGAACACUGCCCCAUCUCCCCUAAACUUAGUAACGACGUGGCUCAUGUGGCUUAUUCAUAGAUGCAAGAGUCGUCUAACUAAGAAGAAGCGGCCCAGUCUGGUGCACAUGAUCGGAAUGCAAAGGCAAGAUCAGUUGAGUGCAAGAUCGAAAGCGGGUGCGAAAUGGUUAUCCAAGGUAAAACGUGGACAGGUCGUACCAAAAGAUUCGACACGUCUCUCAGUUGUACAUUUAAGCCCACUGGGUUCUCAAUUGAGCUUCAACAACAUGACGCGCAUCGAGAACGUAGUCGACUGGGAAAUCAUCGCGAAGAAGUAUAGAACUUUGAUGCGAGACGAGCCCGAUGAGCCGAUUUCGAAGGAAAGCGAGGCCGAUACAGCCGAUGAGGAGUCGGAGAUAGUACCCAACAAUGUUGCUGCAGCGCCACCU